GAUUUAUUAUCUACAAGCUGUUGAAAUACCAGUGCUCAGGUGCGACAUAUACUGGGGCACAUUUAACAAUGUUUCUACACCAGGAAUUGUUCCUCUACUGCUAAGACAAAGGACCCGGAUUACGUGGGCGAGUCUCACGUCGCAAUGUCCUCAAACAACAAGCGACCAAAGAGAAAUCCAAAGAGAGCGGCGAAGGAUCCUUGGGCUGAGGACAAGUUGAUGACGAGUACAUCUUCCAACCUUAUAUAUCUGGACCUUGUGAAAUUACUCGCCAACCCCGAAGCCUGGAACUGCCUUGAGGAGUCUGAAAAACGAGAAAUACUCGAUCUACUUCCUGAAGACCUACAUCCGAACCCAGACCCUUCACCAGAUGAUCCUGAUGCAAAGAUACCCCCUUUACCAGAAGAGUUCCUACGUUACUCCAAUAAUUGGCGAGACGGCAUUCGUCACUUUCAGCUAGAUCUUCAAAAUGGACGCUACGAUCCCGUUUGGCUGCGAGAGGCAGGACAAGCCAUGCAGCAGCGGGCGGAUGGGAAGUUUGACAAGUUUAAAGAAGAAGAGUUUGAGCAGUUUUGGGGGCAGAAACAGAAGAUGGACAAGACGCUGGUCGCAGGACAGAGUCGCCAGGUCAGAUUGAGCACCCUUAUUAACAAUGGCAUUGUUCUUGUAGGCGAUGUUUGGAAAUAUUCUCGAGCUUUCAAGAGUAAAGAUAACCUCCUAGUGGAGAAAGAAGCCAGGAUAGUGGAUAUCCAAAAUGGCCAGUUAACAUUCGAAUUGCCCCCUGGCCAACGGGUGUUUCUUCCUGCUCCCCAGACCUUACCCUUGAAGGGCUCACACGCCCUAGUUAUGGGGGAAAUCGAGAAACCAGGAGUCGUUACAACGACUACUGCUGAGAUAGAGCAAGUUAGGACGGCUGAAACAAGUGCGGGCACGCAUUCAGAUACUAAUCCUACGGAAGAGGCUGGAUCCUUUAACAAGCGUAAAUCAGAGAUAAAGAUGGAAUCUCGCAAGAGAGGCCGUGGCAGAAAGCCCCAGGUACAGACAUCCAAGGACCUCGAAGUUGACCAAGUGAAAGCAUCCACCAAAAUCACAAGACCUACUCAAGUGACAGUAGAAAUCACCAAUCCGCCACCGACAGAAGCUAACGUGACUACCUCUGUAAUGACUCAAACCACUACGACGGAGCGGGACGGCCACAAUCUGGAACUUGUUUCUGAACAGCCUUCCGCGACUGUUGAAGAUGCAGCCCCACAACUGCCAAUCGUUGAAGGCACAUCAGAAGAACCUGGGAUGAUCACGGUCUCAGGUAUCACGGGACCCAGCGCAAUUGCAACUAAAAUCUUAGAAGCUGACGGCCGGGCCGGAAAAGUCCCACACGGAAAUGCCUGGAAAGAGUUCCGGGCGUACAGAAAUAAUCAGGAUAUGGGUAGCUUAUGGGAGGUUAGACAAGCUUGGUUUCUGAGGAACAAUUCGUUGGCCAAUUGACUUUAGAGAGCUGUGAGCUUGAUUUUAUUAUCUUCUUCUGAGGGCACCUAACAGGAAAGUACUGUCCCUGUGCCAAUUCUCACGUCUGAUAUGCGGGUUCAUGUUUCUUUCUU
Aspergillus pseudotamarii is the source of this 1598-nucleotide messenger RNA. Its product is annotated as ASXH domain-containing protein. Bases 145 to 1485 code for a protein of 446 amino acids. Lineage: Eukaryota; Fungi; Ascomycota; Eurotiomycetes; Eurotiales; Aspergillaceae. The record is from RefSeq and is a predicted model, not a curated record. The transcript has 3 exons.